This is a messenger RNA of Anopheles stephensi (Asian malaria mosquito), 491 nucleotides long. RefSeq lists its product as uncharacterized. Bases 96 to 416 code for a protein of 106 amino acids. The transcript has 2 exons. Lineage: Eukaryota; Metazoa; Arthropoda; Insecta; Diptera; Culicidae. The record is from RefSeq and is a predicted model, not a curated record.
CUGGUGAUGCCUGAUACACCAACGCCUCACGGACAAUCUCAAUAGUGAGAAUCUUGAUCUUGAAGUUGAAGUUGAGGUGGAUAAAUCAGAGCAAUAUGAAGGGAACAGCUAGUGUACUUACACUCUCAGCCCUAUUCCUCGUGGCACACGGUGCUCCGGCGGAUCCGGACCCAACACCAGUUUCGAAAGCGAUCGCCCUCAUCCAUCAUCUCUCCUAUCUGAUCGACUAUCUGGUGCAGUACGUGCUAGGGAGUGAAAAUGAUCGCAAAACGCCUCAGGAAGCGGUAGACUACUAUCGGACAGCUCUGGAGGAGGGAAAAGCUGCUCCAACGGGACAGGACUCCAGUGGGCUGAAGCCGGACAAUGCACGCGCACGUCAGGAAACGGAAAUUAUACACAAAAUGAUGAAGGUUUAGGGCCUGCCGGCGGCUGUUAGCCCAUGCAUGAAGGUCCAUCAUGAUCGGAAAGAAAUUAGUGAUCAUCGAACUGCA